GCAGGCAUGUGCCCGGCCUGGUUGGUGGGGGAACCUUAAACCUUUGCUUGUUUCUCUUCCCCUGCCAGGGCAAAGGUGUCUGGGACAAGACCCGACUGGCUCUGGAGACCGAGGUGUCUGAGCUACGGGCAGAGCUGAGUAACCUGCAGGCCUCGCGGCAGGAGGGCGAGCAGCGGAGGCGCCGCCUGGAGUCACAGCUACAGGAGGUGCAGGGCCGGGCCGGCGACGGGGAGCGGGCACGCGCAGAGGCUGCGGAGAAGCUGCAGCGAGCCCAGACUGAACUCGAGAACGUGUCUGGGGCACUGAGUGAGGCCGAGUCCAGAGCCAUCAGGCUGAGGAAGGAGCUGAGCAGCACAGAGGCCCAGCUGCACGAUGCCCAGGAGCUACUGCAGGAGGAGACCAGGGCAAAGCUGGCCUUGGGGUCCCGGGUGCGAGCCUUGGAGGCCGACGUGGCCGGGCUACGGGAGCAGCUGGAGGAGGAGGCGACGGCCAGGGAGCGGGCCGGCCGUGAGCUGCAGACCGCCCAGGUCCAGCUCUCAGAGUGGCGGCGGCGCCAGGAGGAGGAGGCAGGGGCACUGGAGGCAGGCGAGGAGGCUCGGCGCCGGGCUGCCCGCGAGGCGGAGGCCCUGAUGCAGCGCCUGACAGAAAAGACGGAGGCGGUGGAGCGGCUGGAGCGGGGCCGCCGGCGGCUGCAGCAGGAGCUGGACGACGCCACCAUGGACCUGGAGCAGCAGCGGCAGCUCGUGAGCACGCUGGAGAAGAAGCAGCGCAAAUUCGACCAGCUCCUGGCAGAGGAGAAGGCCGCUGUGCUGCGGGCGGUGGAGGAGCGUGAGCGGGUGGAGGCCGAGGGCCGGGAGCGUGAGGCCCGGACCCUGUCGCUGACUCGGGCGCUGGAGGAGGAGCAGGAAGCGCGUGAGGAGCUGGAGCGGCAGAACCGGGCCCUCCGGGCGGAGCUGGAGGCACUGCUGAGCAGCAAGGAUGACGUGGGCAAGAGCGUGAGUGGGGGCCCCCUCCCCGAGACACCCCUGUGACAACUGCAUGCACAC
Messenger RNA from Myotis lucifugus (little brown bat), 1046 nucleotides. RefSeq names its product myosin-14-like. Gene Ontology annotation, cellular component: myosin complex. The annotation marks the transcript as partial. Lineage: Eukaryota; Metazoa; Chordata; Mammalia; Chiroptera; Vespertilionidae. The record is from RefSeq and is a predicted model, not a curated record. The transcript has 5 exons.